This is a messenger RNA of Umbelopsis ramanniana AG, 1239 nucleotides long. RefSeq lists its product as uncharacterized. The coding region runs from base 1 to 1239 and encodes 412 amino acids. The transcript has a single exon. NCBI's taxonomy places the organism in Eukaryota, Fungi, Mucoromycota, Umbelopsidomycetes, Umbelopsidales, Umbelopsidaceae. The record is from RefSeq and is a predicted model, not a curated record.
AUGAAUAGCAAUACCGAAAUCAUUAUUGUGGCCGUUCUAGUGUCAUUGCUAGUAAUUUCACUUACAUAUCUCACAUAUCUAGUUGUUAUUCUACGUAGGAAGAACAAAAAUAAGGAGAAGAACGAAGAUUUAGCACUCGAGAACGGCAAAUUGGAAGUUGACAUUAGCUCUGAUGAUCAGUUACCCACAAAGAGCAAAGACGUAUUCGAUGCAUCCGAUAUUAGUAGAGAUGAAAUGAAAUUAGAAGCGAACGCAGCUCACCACUUGGAUGAUAACAAAACUGAAGUGCUAGCCAAAAUUUUGGAACAAAGGCAGAAAGAACCCCCAAAUCUAAGUGUAUUGACCGACGGAUCCCAAGCGUCUACUCGCAGCCAAAUUUCUGAACCGGGUUCCAAACAGUCUUCAGAAAAAGGGUCAACCAAGUUUAAUACUACCGGUGAAGUCAUUGAAGGAAGAAAUGUUGAUGGUUUGCUCCCAGUUAUUGCCAGUGGCAAACGACCACCGGAGUGUCCUUACAAGGGAAAAUUACAAUGUUCAUGCCAGCAAUCUAAAAGGCCAGCAGAUGGUCAAAGACAGAUCCAUUACCCUACAUAUACCUCUAAACCGACCAAAAGUCAAGCAAGCAUGGUUUCUGGUAACAGACACUCAAUGUCCCGAUUAGAAGCGACCAUAUCCAAAGAUGUUGAUGAUGUUAAGGAAUGGAUAUCUAGUACCAAAUCAAAACAACAUGAACAGAAUGGAGUUUCAUCGAAAGAAAAUCUUGGUGACGCUAAUGAAGAUGAGGAUGACAUUACUCCAAUAAUGACCAGAAUGCAAGCACUUGGUAAAGAAGUGAUACCGCCUGUAGCUUCAGAUGUACGACACCAUCGAACUCUUACAGACGUACCAGGUUCUCCUCAUGCUAGUUUUCAUACUCGUACUCGCCCAACCUCUCCUCUAUCAUCAAUAUCAAGUGCUCGAGCACGUAAUCGACCAGUAUCACCCCUUUCGCCUGUCUAUCGUGUUCCUCCAGGUUAUAUAUAUCCCAAUGGAACGUGGAAUAAUGUUCAGGGAUGGCAGAACUCUCCAAAUCAUUCUGUUCCGUCCACCUCACCUACUUCUUUGAAUCUCAUGCCAAGUUACCAGAUGUGGACCCAGUCCCCUCCUCGUCAUCAAGGUAGCCCUUUCGCAACUUCUUACAAGUCGCUACCAAUUCCACCAGUUAGAAGAUCGGAAGACUAUUAUCAGCAACGUCGUUAG